Funneliformis geosporum is the source of this 124-nucleotide messenger RNA. NCBI's taxonomy places the organism in Eukaryota, Fungi, Glomeromycota, Glomeromycetes, Glomerales, Glomeraceae. The record is from the annotation of a GenBank genome assembly.
UAUUUCUACUUUAAAACUAUGCCACCUAGUCCAAAGAUUACAGCAUCUAUUGCAGCACAAUCUCAAACCGAAUCUAGAACUUAUAAUUGUCUAAAAUUUCUAAUGCAGGAUAUCUCAAUUACAU